CUCAAAAUGGUUACUUUUUCCCCUCUAUCAUUCUCUCUCUAGGCUUAUCGAUAUGAUAAUAAGGGCCAUAGCAGCAUAGCGUAGCAUAGUACAGUACACAGAGAGAUCAUCAGAGAAAAAAAAAAGAACAGAACAGGGCAGUUUCACAGAUUUUUUUCUUCUUUCCUAGUUACAUCAUCCAUCCUGAUGAUUUCCCCCCUUAAUAAUCUUUCAGCAAAUCCCAUGAACCAAACGUACACUAUCCCUCUCAUUUCCCCUCUAUAAUAUAACCCCACUUACUCUCAUCCCAUUUCCACAAAUUGUCAACUUCAUUAUCCACAAUAUGUUCUAGCUAGCUAGUGUUCCAUUUUCUCUGUGUGACUUGAAAACUAGUGUAUUUUCGUUUGUGUUUUGAUGGAGAACUAUCAGAUGCAUUUUGAUUGUGGUGAUACGCAUUUGCCACCGGGUUUUAGGUUUCAUCCGACUGAUGAAGAGCUAAUUACUUACUAUUUGUUGAAGAAGGUUCUUGACUGUAACUUUACUGCUCGAGCCAUUGCUGAAGUUGAUCUCAAUAAAUGCGAGCCUUGGGAGCUUCCAGGGAAAGCAAAGAUGGGAGAAAAAGAAUGGUACUUUUUCAGCCUACGUGAUAGGAAGUAUCCAACGGGGUUAAGAACUAACAGAGCUACAGAGGCUGGUUACUGGAAAGCUACUGGAAAAGACAGGGAAAUUUUCAGCUCAAAGACUUGUGCACUUGUUGGUAUGAAGAAAACCCUAGUUUUCUAUCGAGGAAGGGCUCCUAAAGGAGAGAAAAGCAACUGGGUUAUGCAUGAAUAUCGUCUUGAUGGAAAAUUUGCUUACCACUAUAUCUCAAGAAGUUCAAAGGACGAGUGGGUGAUCUCUAGGGUCUUUCAGAAAAGCGGUUCUACUGGUACUGCCACUUCAAAUGGUGGCAAAAAAAGGUUAAGUUCAAGCAUCAACAUGUACCAGGAAGUAAGUUCACCAUCCUCAGUCUCGCUUCCGCCACUCCUUGAUUCCUCCCCAUACAGCACAACUGCUACUUCAGCUGUUAUUAAUACUGAUCAUCAUGAAAGCUUCAAGAAGGAGCACGUGCCCUGUUUCUCCACAACAACACACAGUAGUACUUUCGACCCAAGUUCUGUCUUUGACAUGAACACAUUGCAUGCACUGCCUGCUCCUAGUUUCAGUGCUAUUCUCGACACUAACCAAACCAAUUUCAACCACUACACAAGGAACUCUACUUUUCCAAGUUUAAGGUCACUCCAUGAGAACCUUCAGCUUCCAUUGUUUUCGAGUGGAACUUCGGCUAUGCAUGGUGGAUUUUCUGCUCCUAUGGCUAACUGGCCGGUGCCGGAGACUCAGAAAGUUGAGCAUUCUGAACUUGAUUGUAUGUGGAGUUACUAAAAUGGAUGUGUUAAAUUAACAGGUGUUUAAUUUAACUGUGAUGUCUUGUGUUUAAGAAGUUAAUUAAUUAGUGUAAUGUUUCAGUAGUGUUUUCUUUAUGUUCAGUAAGGGAAUGUACUGUGUGGCAGUCUUUAUUAGUGUUGUCACUUUGUUGUAGA
Molecule: messenger RNA, 1559 nt
Organism: Lycium barbarum (goji berry)
Lineage: Eukaryota; Viridiplantae; Streptophyta; Magnoliopsida; Solanales; Solanaceae
Product: protein CUP-SHAPED COTYLEDON 2-like
Exons: 3
Coding region: 394-1401 (335 amino acids)
Biological process (GO): regulation of DNA-templated transcription
Molecular function (GO): DNA binding
Source: RefSeq, a predicted model, not a curated record